AUGAAACUUGCAGAUAUUUUAGAUGUACCAAUAAAAAAAAAUGAACCAAAAGGACCUUUUUCUCAUAAAUUAGCUACUAAUGAACAGGCUAAAAAAUGUCGUGCAUGUAGUGGAUUUAGAGGGAUUAUUUUCAAAUAUGAUAUGACAAUAUGUAGAAGAUGUUUUAGAGAAUAUGCUACUGAUAUAGGAUUUAAUGUCUACGAUUAA
Messenger RNA from Vairimorpha ceranae, 207 nucleotides. Its product is annotated as 40s ribosomal protein s29. Lineage: Eukaryota; Fungi; Microsporidia; Nosematidae. The record is from RefSeq and is a predicted model, not a curated record. Gene Ontology annotation, biological process: translation. The transcript has a single exon. Gene Ontology annotation, molecular function: structural constituent of ribosome; zinc ion binding. Bases 1 to 207 code for a protein of 68 amino acids. Gene Ontology annotation, cellular component: cytosolic small ribosomal subunit; ribosome.